This is a messenger RNA of Caenorhabditis bovis, 876 nucleotides long. NCBI's taxonomy places the organism in Eukaryota, Metazoa, Nematoda, Chromadorea, Rhabditida, Rhabditidae. The record is from the annotation of a GenBank genome assembly.
AUGGAGGAUCCUCGAGAAAAAGCCUAUAAGGCUGUCACAUAUUCAGCGGUCACAUUCUCCUUCCUAGCUAUCUUAUCAGUAUGUAUUUCGAUGCCAGUCGUCUACAAUUUCGUCGACUCGAUCCAUCAGCAGACCAAAAGGGACAUGUCAUUCUGUAAGAAUACUGCCAGAGAUAUCAUGUCCGAAAUCACACACAAGAAGCCAGUGAUGGCCGCGAUUGUCGGUAAUGCGACCGCCAUCCGUGGCAAGCGUCAGUCUGUCGGAUGCGCUGGCUGCUGCAAGCCGGGUCAUCCAGGUCGUCCAGGUCUUCCAGGGCGUAAUGGAAAGCCAGGCGUCCCAGGAGCCCCCGGAAGGCCUGGAACUCCAGGACGGCCGCCAAUCGUCUGCGAGGAACAAGAGAUCCCACCCUGCAACCCAUGCCCACCAGGACCACCAGGACCACAAGGACCACCAGGACAAGCCGGCCAGCCAGGACGACCAGGAAACCCGGGACGUCCAGGAGCGCCAGGAACUCCGGGACCCAUCGGGCCAAACGGAGCACCAGGCGAGCCAGGAGCGCCAGGAAACGACGGCGAACGCGGAGAGCCAGGACGGCCAGCGCAAUCGACACCAAACAUCCCUGGAGAGCCUGGAAACCCGGGAGAGGCCGGACCAACGGGAGUUCCUGGAGACGACGGAGCGCCAGGAAGAGACGGACAACCAGGACAAGCCGGACCACCCGGACCACCAGGACCGCCAGGAAACGUUGGACCAGCCGGAGAGCCAGGAAAACCAGGACAACCGGGAUUGCCGGGACCACAGGGAGAGAGAGGAAUCUGUCCGAAGUACUGCGCUUUGGAUGGUGGUGUGUUCUUCGAGGACGGCACUCGCCGAUAG